Molecule: messenger RNA, 1141 nt
Organism: Labrus bergylta (ballan wrasse)
Lineage: Eukaryota; Metazoa; Chordata; Actinopteri; Labriformes; Labridae
Source: RefSeq, a predicted model, not a curated record
AGGAGCAGAGAGUGCAGAGUUCUUGCUCCCCCUUGUGGCCGGUUUUGGGAACAGCCACAACAGCCUGGACUCGGUCUCUAAUAUGAACUCCAGUAAGAGUGACUGGGUCCUGGUCUACGGCUCCAGCAAACUGUCCGUGCUCCGCCAGAGGGACAAACACAAAGAGUGGACCUUCAACUCGUCUCAGCUCCACUGCCAACCAGUCCCAGGACACUUCAACGAUGACAGAGUGCUCGAUCUUUUCAUCCAGCAUGCAGCAAACGGCACCAUGCAGGCGCAGGUCGUCGACGGAGCAAAAGGGAAACUCCUCUGGUCGGCUGAGUUUGUGUGUCCCGGUCUGAUGUUAGAAUCUUCAGCCAUCUUGACCUCAACUGGCCAAUCGGCUUUCCUCUUCUGGGCCAGCGAUCCAUCAGAACAGAAGAACGUCACAAAGACGACUGUGUCACCAGGUGUCGCCGCAGCUCAGCCGCUCAUCAGAAAACUUUUCCUGCUUCACCCUGCGUAUCCCAGAAUCCUCCUGGAGCUCCACAGCACCACGGACACGGCGGUCACCUCUGCAGUGAGUUACCACGGAAACCAGAAAGACGCUUUCUACAUCACCGUGUCGUCUCGGCCCACGCCCGGCUCGGAGCCCGGCGCUCAGAUCGUCAAGAGCUUGGGCCUCAGAGCCGCCGUCGCCAAAGGACAAAUCGUCAGGUUAGGAGAGAGCGGCAAGCCGGGAGACGCCGUCAAACCCGGAGCGUACGAGGUCAACAAGUUCUUCAGGCGUCUGACCUUCAGACAGCAGUUAUGAGCCAGCACUGCCACCACGGUACAACUGGAAGGACCCGAGUGGGAUAGAAACGGACUGAAGUGGGAGAUUUCUCUGCACUAAGGACACUCGGGGUCGGAUUCACUAAGACUGGAUGUCGGCCGCUCUUAUCUUUAUUAUUUGUUCAUCAUGUUCUCCCUCUAUCGGCUCCGUCUCAAGGUCCGACUCACUAAGCAUAGACCUCUGAUGAUAUUCAAAAAGUGUUGCUUUUGUUUAGUCUGAAUGUGAAGAGAAACUAUCUGCACCUUUCCUUUGAUGGAGCUGCUCUCUGAUGGAGCUGCUCUCUGAUGGAGCUGCUCUCUGAUAGAGCUGCUCUCUGAUGGAGCUGCU